AUGAAGAUGAUGAAGGUGAGGAUGAUGAAGAUGAAGGUGAGGAUGGUGAAGAUGAAGGUGAGGAUGAUGAUGAUGAAGGUCUCAGCCGAUGGUGAGGCCGAAGCCGCAGUGGAAUUUCUCCUUCCUGCGGUUGAUGAGGAUGAUGAUGGUGACGAUAACGAGGCUCAGGAUGAAGAUGAAGCUCAGGAUGAAGAUGAGGAUGGUCAGGAUGAUGAAGAUGAUGAUGAUGAAGGUCUCAGCCGAUGGUGAGGCCGAAG
This is a messenger RNA of Pyrgilauda ruficollis (rufous-necked snowfinch), 257 nucleotides long. Its product is annotated as trigger factor-like. Lineage: Eukaryota; Metazoa; Chordata; Aves; Passeriformes; Passeridae. The transcript is spliced from 2 exons. The coding region runs from base 1 to 249 and encodes 82 amino acids. The record is from RefSeq and is a predicted model, not a curated record.